Pseudomassariella vexata is the source of this 291-nucleotide messenger RNA. RefSeq lists its product as uncharacterized. The annotation marks the transcript as partial. Gene Ontology annotation, biological process: regulation of transcription by RNA polymerase II. Gene Ontology annotation, molecular function: DNA-binding transcription factor activity, RNA polymerase II-specific; protein dimerization activity; RNA polymerase II cis-regulatory region sequence-specific DNA binding. The transcript has a single exon. NCBI's taxonomy places the organism in Eukaryota, Fungi, Ascomycota, Sordariomycetes, Amphisphaeriales, Pseudomassariaceae. The record is from RefSeq and is a predicted model, not a curated record.
GAAGACUCCGCUUCACCGCCGCCGAAAGUCGCCAGGAAGCGAAAGUCUAAGGUGAACUUAAGCGGAGCCGACGACACAGCAUCCGUAAACGAAACCCCCGGGAAGAGGCGCAAGUCUAAUGCCAACGGCUCCAAACCUCCUCGAGAGAAUCUCUCGGAUGAGCAGAAGCGCCAGAACCACAUUCUUAGCGAGCAGAAGAGACGAACCUUGAUCAAAGAGGGUUUCGAGGAUCUUCAAGAGAUCAUCCCGAAUCUCAAGAACGGAGGAUACAGCAAGAGCGCUAUGCUCCAA